AUGUAUAAAUAGCUUAAAGUUUUAGAUUUAUCUAGGAUAUUAGUUGGACCAUAUGCUACAAUGCUUCUUUCUGAUUUAGGUGCUUAAGUUAUAAAGGUUGAAUCAUUUGAAGGAGAUGAAACUAGAAAAUGGGGACCACCAUUCUUUAAUAAUUAAAGCACUUAUUUCUUAUCAAUUAAUAGAAGCAAAUUAUCAAUUUGUGUAGAUCUCAAAAAGGGAAAUUAAUUCAUCAAAUAAUUAGUUGAAUAAUCUGAUGUUUUAGUUGAAAACUUUACUUCUGGUGUAAUGGAUCGAUUGGGUCUAGGUUAUGAUGAAUUAUCAAAAAUAAAUCCAAGAUUAAUAUAUGCUUCUGUUAAUGGUUUUGGAUCAAAUAAUAAUUAACCAGGAUUUGAUUAUAUUAUGUAAGCAGAAACUGGUUUUAUGCAUAUUACAGGAGAGAAAGAUAGAGAACCAAUGAAAGUUGGUGUUGCUAUAAUUGAUGUAUUGACAGCUUUAAAUCUUUGUAAUGGAAUAUAAGGAGCAUUAUAUCAAAGAAUUCACACAAAUAGAGGAUGUCAUAUUUAGACAUCUUUAUAUGAGAGUGCAAUAGCUAGUCUUGUAAAUGUGAGUGGAAUGUAUUUAAAUGGAUAGAAGGAUAUGCAUAGAAUGGGUAAUCAACAUCCAUCAAUUUCUCCUUAUGGUACUUUUAAAAUAAAAAACAAAUAUAUUGUAAUAGGAGUAGCUUAAGAUAAUUAAUUCUAAUCUUUAUGUAAGAUUUUGAAUCUUAAUCAUUUAAUAAAUGAUGAAAAAUAUAAAGAGAAUAAAGGUAGAGUUUAGAAUAGUGAGAAAUUAAAGAGAAUUAUAGAAGAAGCAUUAGAGAAUUGGGAUGUUGAAAAUUUAAUAAAUGAAAUGAAAAAGAAUAAGAUUCCAGUAGGAGAAGUAAAAUCAGUAGGAUAAUGUUUAGAUAGUUAACAUUCAAAAUCAUUGAAUAUGGUGAUAGAACUUGAGAAUGGAGAGAAAAUAAUUAGAAAUCCAUUAAGUUUUAGUAAUAUAAAUUUGGAUUAUCCAAAAUAGGCGCCUUAUUUGAAUGAACAUAGGGAUGAGAUUUGUAAAUAGUUUGGUAUCAACAAUGUUGAUAAAUUAAUAUAGGAUGGAAUAUUGAAAUGAA
Molecule: messenger RNA, 1147 nt
Organism: Paramecium pentaurelia
Lineage: Eukaryota; Ciliophora; Oligohymenophorea; Peniculida; Parameciidae
Source: the annotation of a GenBank genome assembly